Messenger RNA from Acanthamoeba castellanii str. Neff, 729 nucleotides. RefSeq lists its product as uncharacterized. Bases 1 to 729 code for a protein of 242 amino acids. Lineage: Eukaryota; Discosea; Longamoebia; Acanthamoebidae. The record is from RefSeq and is a predicted model, not a curated record. The transcript has a single exon.
AUGCCUUCUCUUCCAUUUUCCUACACUGAUCCGCGAUCUUCAUCGAUCCCAGCUCCAUCAUGUACUUCGCCACCAGCGACCUUCGAGGAGUGGUGGUGCCGCCUCGAGGCCUUGAGGCGUCACACGCACGAGCUGCAGCGCCUGCUGCUGCAGGCCGCCCCGAACCCCACCUUCUUCCGCCUGCACGCCGACUUCUACUUCCUCCCACCCACGCUCGCCCCACUCGCCUGUCUCACCUCCUCCACCUGCUCAACCGCCUCUCCAUCUCCAUCUUCAUCUUCACCAUCUUCUUCAUCUUCUAACCUCAGCCUGUUUCCGCUCUACUCAACAUCCGCGCUGCCACCACCUCCGCCAGCACCCUCAUCGUCGACCUCGUCACCUACGCUGCACCAUCUCGAGGACGUGCUGGCGGCGCUGGCCUUUGACGCACCGCAGCUGCAGCGGUUCAGAGACGCCAGCACCAUGGCCAGCUGGUUCAAGCUGCAGCUCUCGGUGCGCAUUCACGGCGGCCGCGGCGUGGGUUCGGUCGAGGCUGCUCUGCGCAACGUCCUCCCUCGGCCACCUUCCUCUGCAACGCUGACCGAUCGGUCAUCGCCAGAUGGAGAAAGAGAGCGGUCGCUGCAUGCACUGUACCACUUGCAGAAGAAGCACGCCACGGCGUCGGGCGUCCUGAUCCUGCACCACGACAUCAACGCCCUCGUCCUCAUCCGCAUUGGCGACUACGACUAG